AUGGUUCGUGGAAAUUCCCUUACUGCAGACCUAAGUUUAUUGGUCAAUAAUAUUCAAUAUAGUGAUCUAAAAAUUAAAUGCGAAGACGGAAUUCUUCACGGAAACCGUGCAAUUCUUGCGGCUCGUUCCGAUAUUCUCGACCGAUUAUUAUAUAACGGAAUGAAGGAAUCUUUAGAAGAACAAGUAUCAUUUCCGGAUAUUAAAACUUCGGUGAUGAAGUUAGACAAUCUUAAAGAUUUUAUUUUAGACUUUUAUAAGCAAACCUGUCAUAUGGAAAAUAAUGCACCAGAAUUGCUAUCAAAGGUAGUUAAGCACCUGUCUCUACCAGCAGAAAAUGUAAUCAUUGACUUCCUAGUAAAAACGGUCGCAAAGAUUCCUUUAGAUAUCAUUGAAUUUGGUCGAUUGUCUUUUCAAGCGCUGCAAUGCUUACUUUUCAUGACAUACAGUGAAAAGGACAUUUUAACCUCGAAUGAAUAUUCCGUCUUACGCUAUGCAAUUUUAUUAUCAGCAAAAGAAGUGACUCCAGAAGGCUUUUCAGUUUUAAAAAAAAGAUUGCCAGAGUGGAACAAAAUUGAGCAUGGAUUUGAUAUUCACUAUGAAAGAAUGCCUGAUAAUUCAAAUAUUCGUGCUUCUAUUUCCAAUAAAUUGGCAUCUCUAAUCGAAUAUAUUGAUCUUUGGCGUAUUAACGGAAAUGUUCUCACAGAUAUUAUCGAACCUUUGGAUUUAAUUACGCAAAAAAAUAUGACGGAAGCUUAUCGUUUUCACGCUCGUCGAAGAAUAUCGUAUUCUCGUGGAGAUAUUAAGUGGGAUAAGAAUGGUUGCGGACCAGAUAUAUCCAUUAGUUCAGAUGGGCGUGCUAUAAGUUGUAAUUCCGAGGAUUAUCGAAGCGUCCGAACCAAUUAUCUGAUGAACAGUGGGAUUCAUGAACUUUGCAUUUUAAUUGAAGGAGUUGGUCGUGACGAAGGGAUUGGGUUAUGUUGCGAAGCUUUAGAUUAUUCGAGUUGGGCAGGAUAUCAAGCGAAUGGUUGGGUAUUAAGCUCUCAUAGUGGAUAUUAUCACGAUACUACUGAUGGGGGCGCUCCAAAUUCUAUGUCAUUAUUCAAUAUUACUGGUUAUGUGAUCUUCGUGAGUUUGGACAUGGAUAACAGAGCUU
Molecule: messenger RNA, 1153 nt
Organism: Acaulospora colombiana
Lineage: Eukaryota; Fungi; Glomeromycota; Glomeromycetes; Diversisporales; Acaulosporaceae
Source: the annotation of a GenBank genome assembly